CAUAAAAUAAUUGUUGUGACUAGUCAGCAUUAUUGAAGAAUCAAUAUCCUAUAAGUAUACUUCCAAAAGAAGCCUUAAAGCCUCCUAGACUUUGUAGAGUAAAAUAAACCAUCAAAAUAUAUACACUAAAUUUUGAAAGCAAAAGAAAUAAAAGAAGCAAUGAGUGCUAACAGAAAUUCUCGAAACAAGAAACAAUGUGAGGCUCAUGGUCAAAGAACCACUGCAGGUAAAAUUAGAUGAACAAAAAUAAACAAACAGUCCUUAAUAUGCAACAACAACAACAUUUGGUUGCUAAGCAAUACACAAACAAAACAUAAUCACAAGACACAUGAAUACACAUUACCAUGCAUCUCCAGCAGACAUGGUGACAGCUAAACAUACAUUCACUACAUAAUGCAUUGCUCAUUAUUAAGUAAUAAUUACCACUGGUCUAUUACUAUUAUUACAGUACUUUGGCCAAAAUGUAACAUAAUGUACAUUAAUUUGUACAAUUAUAUAUAAGACAUGAAUUAAUAUGCAAUGGUGUGCAUGUAGAUGCCAUAACACAUUCAUGAUGGAUCCAUGCUUUAAACAAAGUUGCCUUUCAGCAGUAAGUGAUACAAGCAUACUACAUGUACAUGAAGCUUUCUAUUACUAUUACCAUGCAUUCUAUAAAAAUUGUCAUUACACAAUUAUUACAGCCAAAGACAAUAUCAUUCCUCAUCUUUUAGAUGAUGCUAUGGAAGAACUAACAAUCUCUGCUGAAGGGAAUCAAACAAUAGAUGAGCCACCAAACCUCUCAUCAACACCAGCCAAACCAAGCAUUGAGCUUCAAGUAGAGGACACUGGAGCAACAAGUACCACAGUCGAAGAAGAUAAUGUCCAGAUCCUUGCACCAUAUCACGCCGUUAAAUCUUUACGAAGUAUAGUGGUCGCUGACGAAAAUGAGGCAGAAUUAGAUGACUCUGAUGACUCUACUUCUCUCCCUGUAAAUGAAGUGUUGAGAGUGGGGGAUAACAUCACACAGCUUCUUCCCACUAGCAAUGAUAUACAGGAUUUCAAAGCAAAUGACCCAUUUCCAAUACAGACCACAAGUGCCUCUAGAGCCACUGUUGCUGAUUUAAUAUCGGCUUCGUCUAUCGAUAAUGAUAUCAGUCAUAAUGAGUGGGUCUUGGGAAGUAAGAAACUCCCAGAGAUAUCCAAUAAAGAAGCAUGGGUGGUGCCUAAUGAUUCAAGUACUGCUUAUUCCAGUCAUGAAGCCACUUCACUGGAAGAAGAGACAGUGCUGAUUGAAGAUCAGGGAGGCGGUGCUUCUUGCUUGCUGGUUCUACCAUCUACUAAUUGGAAGGUUCUAAGAGAGAUUAAAGAUGGCAAGAGUGAAAUUGUGGUACUUCCUGAAAAGCCUUUUGUACCUCAAGAGGCUUCAUCUGAUUACUCCUCUGACACUGAUUAAGAAGAACUUAAACUUUUUGCUGCAAUAGAUUAUAGCUAGUGUGUCCAUGUAGUGUGUGUAGUGAACAAGUUAUAGGCACUUUUUGUUAAACUUUUCUGCUGCAAUAGAUUAUAGCCAGCUGCGUGUACAUGUAGUAUGUAUGUGUAGUGAACAGUAUUAUUUCUAUUUUAGUGAAACACUUUUUGUUGUUAGUGAUUUGUGGACACAACUAUUAAA
Molecule: messenger RNA, 1648 nt
Organism: Amphimedon queenslandica
Lineage: Eukaryota; Metazoa; Porifera; Demospongiae; Haplosclerida; Niphatidae
Exons: 4
Coding region: 515-1432 (305 amino acids)
Source: RefSeq, a predicted model, not a curated record